Messenger RNA from Ogataea angusta, 1560 nucleotides. RefSeq lists its product as uncharacterized. Bases 1 to 1560 code for a protein of 519 amino acids. Lineage: Eukaryota; Fungi; Ascomycota; Pichiomycetes; Pichiales; Pichiaceae. The record is from RefSeq and is a predicted model, not a curated record. The transcript has a single exon.
AUGUCCUUCAAGGAGUCGUCGUACAGCUCGCAAAAUGAUCAUGCUCCGGUCAAACUGCCCCCGAUUUCAUUUCUCUCUAGCAAGUUAGGGGCGUCGGACAAGGAAGGCGUGGCCAAAAGCCGUCCUGAGAGUCAACAAUUGCCUUCUCUAUCGUCCAUCAAUUCUGGCGAAUUUCAACUGCCUUCGAUUUCCUCGCUAGCUUCUGGGGUCGACUCGGCAAAAUUGGCUUCCAUUGUGCCGAGUAAGUCUCCCGAACAGCCAUUAGACCAAAAACUACCACCCUUAAAAUCGUCGGCAUCACCCCCUUCCACAGAUAACUCGUCACCGUCCAGACAGCAAAUCAACAGCGUUAGUUCCCCUCGCGAGGGUGAAAAGGGAGACAAAUGCCGCCAUCAUAAACAUGUACACGACGAGCUUACAACACAUUUGAAGGAAGCGCAGCAACAUCUCAAAAACGGCGGACAUAUACACAUUGUGCAUCAGCCCCACGGUAAUCACCAUCAUCACAAAGUUCUUGUACACAACCCUAAUGAGACACCAUCUGAUGUUCCACCUCCCCAGGGGAACGACACGACGAUCAUACAGAACGAUUCUACUAUAAUCGACCCCAACGCAACAGUGCCCCAGGACCAGUCGUUGGUCCACCAGGCAUCCCCGAAACAGAGCACGGAAAAAACAAAAGAAACAUUCAGGCCCCGAGAGAUCACCCUCGACUCCAAAGAAACACUUCUGCUCGCCGCAAAAUUCCCAAGAAAGCAUCUGGGGUCGAUAAUAUACCAGGCCUAUCCAACAAAGGAGACCCGUUGCAUGUAUUUGCAAAAUAUAGAACCAGAACACAUGCACGAGGACUCACAGGUGACCAAUGAGCUAGCCUCCAAGAGAAUCGAACUUCUUCCUGCAUACUUCGCAAACUACAUCAACUGUACAGUGGAUAUACACAUCCCAUACCAGUGCAUCCCCGACAACGUCAACGUGUACGACCGCAGAUUAUGGGGCACGGACAUUUACACGGACGACUCCGACAUUGUGGCCAUUUUGUACCAUUGUGGAGUGCUCAAGUCGGCUGAUCCUUCUGCUCCGGACUCUGGGCUCUGCAUCCGUACACCAGAAGAUAGCGAAAAAUCUGGGGAAUCUAUCAUUGAUAACGAAAAGGGAACUAUAAAAUUUUCCAGACACACGGGGCCGCUGACGCCUGGAAACCUGGAGAACCGCUCGAACGUAAUAAAGCAAGCAGUGGACUCGAGCGACUCAAACGAUUUAGUGGUAACCUUGCUGAUUCUGCCUCGUCUCGGUGUGUACCAGGGGACAUACAGAAACAACUACUACUCUAGAACUUGGGGAAGCAAUGGUCGUUUGCAUAAUGGGGUGUCUAUUGCCCUUUAUGCGGUGAAGUGGUGCAAGUUGGGUGGCUCUUACGACGGCUUGAAUUAUGGCUCUUUCCGCAAGAGAUUAUUGAGCGAGCGCAUCGAGCUUUCCCAGAAGCUUCUCAAGACGUCGAGCGAAGAGGGAGCUGUUCCCGGCUGGGACCUGGAUCGUAAAUAUUAUAAAGAGUUCAAAUAA